AUGGAUGCAAGAAAUAAAGUUGUUUUUGCUAGUAAGGAAGCAGACACUGAUUUCAAAUAUGGUAGCCAGUUAAUCCAGAAUACUUUUCUGACAGCUUUAGAAACUGGAAUUCGUGAUGAUUAUCUGACAAUUAGUUUACGACCAAUUCUACGAAAGGACUGUGUGUCUGAUGAGGAACUUAUGCGAAGCAUCAAUGAACUUGCCUUCCAAAAGACCGAGAGAGAAAACAAGCUUGGUUUAACAGAGAGGCUGUCUGCGAAAAGUGCCAAGGUGAGUUCUGUUGAGGGGGCAAAAGGGAAAAAGGGGACAUCCCCAGAAGCCAGUGAAAAACAGGACCUCCUCGCAGAGAUCAAGGGAAUAAAGUCUGAAUUAAGUUCCCUUAAAGCAAAGGUUGAGGAACAGGCGUCUAGAGUAAUGCACCGUUCCAGCCAAGAUAUCCACGGGGUUGCCCCAAAUGUAGGAGAGAAAACAAUGGAAAUACUUGGAGACAUUGUUUUAUUUGCUGUCAGGCUGGACAUUUAG
Molecule: messenger RNA, 522 nt
Organism: Paramuricea clavata
Lineage: Eukaryota; Metazoa; Cnidaria; Anthozoa; Malacalcyonacea; Plexauridae
Source: the annotation of a GenBank genome assembly